This is a messenger RNA of Knipowitschia caucasica, 2745 nucleotides long. Lineage: Eukaryota; Metazoa; Chordata; Actinopteri; Gobiiformes; Gobiidae. The record is from the annotation of a GenBank genome assembly.
AUGAAGAAGGAAGAGGAAGGGGAAGAAGAAGGAAGAAGAAAGAAAAGGGAAGAAGAGGAAAGAAGAAGAAGGAAGAGGAGGAGGAAGAAGAAGAAGGGGAAGAAGGGGAAGAAGAAGAAGGGGAAGAAGGGGAAGAAGAGGAAGAAGGGGAAGAUGAGGAAUAAGAGGAAGAAGGGGAAGAAGAGGAAGAAGAGGAAGAAGGGGAAGAAGAGGAAGAAGGGGAAGAAGAGGAAGAAUCCCGAAGCUGCAGAUAAAGAGUGGAUUGUAAAUGUAGAGAGCGCAGUCUGCAGCUCAGACCUCCGUGACAUCCGUGCACCGGGAGCCGUGAUGUACGCGGGACGCAAGAGGAGAAAGCCCGUGCAGAGAGCGGUAAAGCCCGCGGCCAAUGAGGGCGCCAAGUCCAACCCGUCCAAGCGCCACAGAGACCGGCUGAACGGGGAGCUGGAGAGACUGGCCUCUCUGCUGCCGUUCCCAGAGGAGGUCACUGCCAGUCUGGACAAACUGUCCAUCCUGCGCCUCAGCGUCAGCUUCCUGCGCGCCAAGAACUUCUUCUCUGUGGCCCUGAGCAAACGCAAUGGUCUGCUCCCAAAAGAGGAUGAGGACAAAGCAGCAGGAGCAGCGGACGGUCACAUCCCAGAGGGAGAACUCCUGCUGCAGGCUCUAAACGGGUUCGUCCUGGUCAUCACUGCCAGCGGGACCAUCUUCUACUCUUCUCACACCAUUCAGGAUUACUUAGGUUUCCAUCAGACGGAUGUGAUGCACCAGAGCGUGUACGAGUUAGUCCACACUGAAGACCAGCAGGAGCUGCGUAGGAACCUGCACUGGGCUUUGAACCCUUCGUCAGCCUCCUCUUCAUCGAGCAGCAGCCCUCCCAACGAGAUGGAUUCUGAAAGCAGCUUGUCUUUAGUCACCUACAAUCCCGACCAACUUCCUCCAGAGAACUCAUCCUUCUUAGAGAGGAGCUUCGUUUGCCGCUUCCGAUGCCUCCUCGACAACUCCUCUGGAUUUCUGGCUCUCAACCUACAGGGAAGACUUAAGUUUCUUCAAGGACAAAAUCACAAAGAAGAUAACGGCGCGAACCCCCCGAUGCAGCUGGCUCUGUUUGCGAUCGCGACCCCGCUGCAGCCCCCGUCCAUCCUGGAGAUCCGAACCAAGAACAUGAUCUUCAGAACCAAACACAAGCUGGACUUCACCCCCAUGGCCUGUGACGCUAAGGGUAAGAUCGUGCUGGGAUACACCGAGGCCGAGCUGAGGGUCCGAGGGUCCGGGUACCAGUUCAUCCACGCCGCGGACAUGUUGCACUGCGCCGAGAACCACGUCAGAAUGAUAAAGACUGGGGAGAGUGGUCUGACCGUGUUCAGACUUCUGACUAAGGAGAACCGCUGGAAGUGGGUCCAGGCCAACGCCAGACUGGUCUACAAGAACAGCAAACCAGACUACAUCAUCGCCACGCAGAGACCACUGCUGGACGAAGAAGGCGGCGAACACUUGCGGAAGCGUUCUAUGCAUCUCCCCUUCACCUACGCAACAGGCGAAGCUCUUCUUUACCAGUCGAACCAUCCCAUUGGGUUUUUGGAUGAACCUAUCGAGAAAAAUGGCAGCAAGUCUAAGAAAAGCCGGUCUGAGAGAAUGGUUAAAGACGGCCUGGACCCUGGAUCCCUCUUAGGAGCCCUCAUGAGCCAGGACCAGUCUGUGUACGUGAGUCAGCCGGCCAUCAAACCCAAGUUAUCCUUCCAGAGCAUGUUUGGAGAUCAGAGAACCUUUCCUGAAACCAAACCGCACACCAGCUGGGAAGAACCGGGCAUAGAGGAAGUGCCAAGUGUCUCUGAGACUAGCAACAGCCUUGACCCACUCCUGGCUACUCUGGACUCCCUGGUGCUGGAGGGACAAGGCGUGGUCGAUCCUGGAGAGGCAGUUUGUUCCAACGGCGAACUCUUCGGAGCUCUGGAAGGUUUGGGUCUUAGCGCGGAGGACUUGGAGCUUCUUUUGCUGGAUGAGCGCAUGAUCCGAGUGGAGAUGGACCCAGAGCAUAUACCCACCUUGGACGACUUGCUCACAAAUGACGAGAUCCUGUCGUACAUUUACAACACGAUAGAGGGAAAGACAAGGAUGCACAACCAGCUACCACACCCGUGCCAUGGGAAACAGAAAGCAGGAAACCUCAACGGCCUGUGUCUAGUCCCCACCCCGAAUGAUGCUAAAUGCUUGUGGCAGGACUAUAGCUUCAGUGGGGGUCUGGCAAAUAACACCUGCCUUGACAACAGCCAAAAAAACACUGUAAACACCUCGGCAGACAUGGAUUUUAGCGUGCCCAACGUGGACAACCGGGACUACUCUCUGAGCGGAGGCAGUGUCUUUGGAAGCCAGCCACACGGGCAGCAGUCUAUGGUGUCGUCGUUUCAGGAAAUGAACCAGAAGCUGCCGCAGGAGGCCAUCCCAGUGCCGUUAGCUCAGGUCAUCUCCAGCCUCUCCCAGUGCCCUCCCCCCAACACUUCUCUGGAGCAGAUCCUGGGCGUGUCUAAGCCCUGCAGGCAGCUGGAGCACUAUGGCCUGGUGACGGGGGCGGACCUCCCACACGAGGCCAACCACAGUAAGAUGGAGAACGGCUGUAUCCUGGACAGUACUUUCCCAGCAGGCUGUGCUCUGCCUAACGGUAACUCAGUAGUGCCCCCUGGUGUUCAGCUGCCAGGCCCAGACCCUCGGUCCAGCCUCCCGGACCCCCCGGCCCCCGGCUUCUACCUCUGA